This is a messenger RNA of Aspergillus homomorphus CBS 101889, 696 nucleotides long. Its product is annotated as class I SAM-dependent methyltransferase. Gene Ontology annotation, molecular function: methyltransferase activity. Bases 1 to 696 code for a protein of 231 amino acids. Lineage: Eukaryota; Fungi; Ascomycota; Eurotiomycetes; Eurotiales; Aspergillaceae. The record is from RefSeq and is a predicted model, not a curated record. The transcript has a single exon.
AUGUCUGAAGGCUAUGACUGCUAUACACGUACGGUGCUUUGGAUGUACGACGUCCAAGUUCACUGGUUCAACGACAAUUUUGCUUGGCGCUGCCCUCGCUCGGUCCUGCAGGCCUUUUUUGAUGCAAACGCAGGCCCUCGCCACAUGGACAUUGGCCCCGGAACAGGGCUCUUUCUGGCCGAUCACCGUGACAAAAUGAAGAAAAAGGGCGUGGACUGGCCCGAGCAGCUUGCAUUUGUCGAUAUGAAUCCCAAUUGUUUGCAAGCUGCCACCGCCCGCGUGGGCGUUCCGGCUCGCACGUCUUGUGUCAAGGCCAAUGUCUUCGAGCCAUUCACUAUUCCCCCAUCUAAAGCUAUCCCGGCAAGUAACGCCAAGUUCGAUUCGAUCGCCCUGAUGUACGUUCUGCACUGCCUGCCACCUCCAUCUCAGCGAAAGGCGCAGAUCUUCCAACACCUCAAACAGCACCUGACCCCAAACGGAACCUUAUUUGGCGCUACAGUGCUGGGAAAGCGAGCCUCCCACAAUUGGGUGGGCCAAGCGACAAUCUGGUUCUACAACUGGAACGGCAUUUUCGGCAACUUGGAGGAUGAUGCCGACGAUUUCGUCAAGGCCUUGAAGGAAGAAUUCGACGUGGUCGAGGCCAAUGUUGUGGGGGUGGUGCUUCUGUUUCGGGCGACAGGACCCAAGGUCAAAUGA